AUGGUGUUGUCAGACAAGGAGUUGUUCGAGUUGAAUAAGAAGGCAGCCAGCCAGGGCUACAAGAUUAAGCCAAGAUUGGACUACAACACUGUUCGUGGUGUCAAUGGUCCUUUGGUUAUCUUGGAAAAUGUUAAAUACCCACGUUUUAAUGAGAUUGUCAAUCUUACAUUACCGGACGGUUCUGUGAGACAAGGUCAAGUUUUGGAAGUGAGAGGUGACAGAGCCAUUGUGCAAGUUUUCGAAGGUACUUCUGGUAUCGAUGUUAAGAAGACUACCGUUGAAUUCACUGGCCAAAAUCUAAAGAUUCCUGUCUCUGAAGACACUUUAGGUAGAAUCUUUGAUGGUUCCGGUAGACCAAUUGAUAAUGGUCCUAGAGUUUUUGCAGAGGAUUAUUUGGAUAUUAAUGGUUCUCCUAUUAACCCAUAUGCUCGUAUUUACCCUGAGGAAAUGAUCUCAACUGGUGUUUCUGCCAUUGAUACCAUGAACUCUAUUGCUCGUGGUCAAAAGAUUCCUAUCUUUUCUGCAUCUGGUUUACCGCAUAAUGAAAUCGCUGCCCAAAUUUGUAGACAGGCAGGUUUGGUUAGACCAACCAAGGAUGUUCACGAUGGUCAUGAAGAAAAUUUCUCCAUUGUUUUUGCCGCUAUGGGUGUUAAUUUAGAAACUGCUAGAUUCUUCAAACAGGAUUUCGAAGAAAAUGGUUCUCUAGAGAGAACAUCUUUGUUCUUAAACUUGGCCAAUGAUCCUACUAUUGAGAGAAUUAUUACACCAAGAUUGGCAUUGACAACAGCAGAAUAUCUAGCUUAUCAAACCGAACGUCAUGUCUUGACUAUCUUGACCGAUAUGUCAUCCUAUGCAGAUGCCCUUAGAGAAGUCUCUGCUGCUAGAGAAGAAGUCCCAGGUAGAAGAGGUUAUCCAGGUUACAUGUACACUGAUUUAUCCACAAUUUAUGAAAGAGCAGGUAGAGUUGAGGGUCGUAACGGUUCCAUCACGCAAAUUCCAAUUUUGACCAUGCCAAACGAUGAUAUCACACAUCCAAUCCCUGAUUUGACUGGUUAUAUCACAGAAGGUCAAAUUUUCGUUGAUCGUCAAUUAAACAACAAGGGUAUCUAUCCUCCAAUUAACGUGCUACCAUCAUUGAGUAGACUGAUGAAAUCUGCCAUUGGUGAAGGUAUGACUAGAAAGGAUCACGGUGAUGUCUCUAACCAAUUAUACGCCAAAUAUGCUAUUGGUAGAGAUGCGGCUGCUAUGAAGGCUGUCGUUGGUGAAGAAGCUCUGUCAAUUGAAGAUAAACUAUCGUUGGAAUUCAUGGAAAAAUUCGAAAAAACUUUCAUCUCCCAAGGUGCAUAUGAGAAUAGAACUGUUUUCGAAAGUUUGGAUCAAGCCUGGAGUUUGUUAAGAAUUUAUCCAAAGGAAAUGUUGAACAGAAUUUCUCCAAAGAUUCUAGAUGAGUUCUAUGAUAGAUCAAGAGACGAAGACGAUGAAGAGGAAGAGGAAGAGGAAGGUGACAAGAAAAAUGGCAAGAACUAG
Torulaspora delbrueckii is the source of this 1527-nucleotide messenger RNA. RefSeq names its product H(+)-transporting V1 sector ATPase subunit B (gene VMA2). The transcript has a single exon. Gene Ontology annotation, cellular component: proton-transporting V-type ATPase, V1 domain. Gene Ontology annotation, molecular function: proton-transporting ATPase activity, rotational mechanism; ATP binding. NCBI's taxonomy places the organism in Eukaryota, Fungi, Ascomycota, Saccharomycetes, Saccharomycetales, Saccharomycetaceae. The record is from RefSeq and is a predicted model, not a curated record. Bases 1 to 1527 code for a protein of 508 amino acids. Gene Ontology annotation, biological process: proton transmembrane transport; ATP metabolic process.